This is a messenger RNA of Sclerotinia trifoliorum, 2528 nucleotides long. The record is from the annotation of a GenBank genome assembly. NCBI's taxonomy places the organism in Eukaryota, Fungi, Ascomycota, Leotiomycetes, Helotiales, Sclerotiniaceae.
CUCAACUCGGGUCAAAACGGGAAGUCGGAAUUUACGACAUCACGUGGGGGUAUACGCUAACAAAUUAGUCGAGAAGCUCAUUUUGCUGCUGGCUUCAAUUUACCUCCUCUUUUCGCAAUAUCAUACCUCCAUCGAUCUUUGUAUCUCCACUCCCAUCUUCAACGCUCUUCUUCAUCCGUAAAGAUGUUCAGGAGGUAUGUACCAAUAUUUAGAUUUUUUUAACCUCGUCGUAAUGGGUGGCCAUGGACCAAUUGAGCUGACUUUCAAACUUGGUACAGCGCCAUCCAAAACUCUGCUCUCCGGGCUUCCAGAAGCACCUUCAGACCAGCUUUAUCGACUGGUUUAAGAGCAGCUUCUGCUAGAUUUGCGAGUGACAGUGCCAUACAUGGCAAGAUCCAUCAAGUCAUUGGUGCCGUCGUUGAUGGUAAGUGGCAUGGAAAAUUCUUUCUCGGCAACGACGUCAAACUUCCGGAUUAAUGGAUUAUAUGGGGGACGAGCUUCAAAUACCCUGCAACUGCAUACUGACCACAUCUUAACAGUAAAAUUCGAUACCGAUAAGCUCCCACCCAUUCUCAACGCCCUCGAGACCGAUAACGGUGGUAACAAACUCAUCCUUGAGGUCGCAGUACGUCAACAAAACAAGGAAUCAUAAACAUCGAAUCCGGACUGACAAGGGUAACAGCAACAUUUGGGAGAGAAUGUCGUCAGAACCAUUGCUAUGGAUGGUAAGGAAACUCGGCCUUGACGAAUGCAAGUACAAAGAUUGACCCAAAGUGUUACAGGUACCGAAGGUUUGGUCCGUGGUCACCGAGCAACCGAUACUGGAUCUCCAAUCAUGGUACCAGUCGGUGUAGGAACCCUCGGUCGUAUCAUGAACGUUACUGGUGACCCAAUCGAUGAGCGUGGACCCAUCAAGACCGACAGGAGACUACCAAUUCACGCCGACGCCCCACCUUUCACUGAACAAUCUACCACUGCUGAAGUUUUGGUCACUGGUAUUAAGGUCGUCGACUUGCUCGCUCCUUACGCCCGUGGUGGAAAGAUUGGUCUCUUCGGAGGAGCUGGUGUUGGAAAGACUGUGUUCAUUCAAGAGUUGAUCAACAACAUUGCCAAGGCACACGGUGGUUACUCUGUUUUCACUGGUGUAGGUGAACGUACACGUGAGGGUAACGAUUUGUAUCACGAGAUGCAAGAGACAUCAGUCAUUCAACUUGAUGGAGACUCCAAGGUCGCCUUGGUCUUCGGUCAAAUGAACGAACCUCCCGGAGCCCGUGCCCGUGUUGCUCUUACUGGGGUUAGUAAUCUUUCCUUACAAUUUCAAUUUACAACCUCCCACCCCCCGCUUUUCCUUCCUACAACACAAUUCACAACAUUUGUUUCACAUUAGCUGGAUAGACGUAUAUAGUUUACUAACGAUUUAUUAAAGUUAACGGUAGCCGAAGACUUUCGAGAGCAAGGACAAGAUGGUAAGAUUCCUACACUCCAAAAAACUCGAUAUAUACUAAUUUUGACAUAGUUUUGCUCUUCAUUGAUAACAUUUUCAGAUUCACCCAAGCUGGUUCUGAGGUGUCUGCUCUUCUCGGUCGUAUCCCAUCUGCUGUAGGUUACCAACCUACUCUCGCCGUCGACAUGGGUGCUAUGCAAGAACGUAUCACAACCACCACCAAGGGUUCCAUUACCUCCGUUCAAGCUGUUUACGUACCAGCUGAUGAUUUGACUGAUCCUGCCCCUGCUACCACGUUCGCCCAUUUGGACGCCACCACUGUCUUGUCCCGUGGUAUCUCUGAGUUGGGUAUUUACCCAGCUGUCGAUCCUCUUGACUCUAAAUCCCGUAUGUUGGAUCCCCGUGUUGUGGGACAAGAUCACUACGAUACCGCCACCCGUGUUCAACAAAUGCUGCAAGAGUACAAAUCCCUCCAAGAUAUCAUUGCCAUUCUUGGUAUGGAUGAAUUGUCAGAAGCUGAUAAGUUGACUGUCGAGCGUGCCCGUAAAUUGCAAAGAUUCUUGUCUCAACCAUUCACUGUCGCACACGUUUUCACCGGUAUUGAGGGUGUUCUCGUUGACUUGAAGAGUACAAUCUCCAGUUUCAAGGCUAUCAUGAACGGAGAGGGCGAUGAUUUACCAGAAGGUGCUUUCUAUAUGGUCGGUGACUUUGCAUCAGCACGUGCAAAGGGAGAGAAGAUUCUUGCAGAAUUGUAAGUCAUUACUAAUUUAAUAUCUGCAUGUAAUGACAAAACUAUGCUAACAUGAGUGACUUUACAGGGAGAAAGAAUAGACGAGAUGAUAGAUAGGGGAUGAUGUGUAUAAUUCCAGACGGAUGAGAGACGAAGAUGAAUGAAAAAGGGGACGGGUAAGAAGCGUUGGAGCUUGGGCUGUGUACAGACUUGAGAAGGUCCGAGACAGAAAAGAAAUCCUCUGAUUAUCGCAUCUUUUUUUAAAAGCUAAGCCUUGUAACAACUCGCCAACAAUUUUCUUUUUUGAUGUUAAAUGAUUCGAUGUAUGCCUAUCUACUUUCCGAAGGAUAUCUA